CUCAGACUCAAUCGACUGGUUCGACACACUCCUCCAUUUUCACUUCUGUCUUCUUCUCUACAUUCCACCCUGAUCACUCUGUCGCAAUGUUCAUCAAAAACAGCCUCAUCCUCUCCCUCGCCACCAGCGCGCUGGCCGCGCACGGCGCCCGCUCUCACGCCAACAAAAUGACAAAGCGGUACACCUUCCCCCUCCCCGAGUCCCAGGGCAGCGUGACCCUCGACGAGACUUACGAGGUCUCUGGCGAGACCUUUGACGGAGGCAUGAAGACGUACGGCCGUGGCGUUUCCUGCACAGGUCAAUCCGAGGGCGGCGACUCCGACGCUGUCUUCAUUGUCAAGGACGGUGGCACCCUCAAGAACGUCAUCAUCGGCUCUGACCAGAUUGAGGGUGUGCACUGCGAGGGAUCGUGUACGAUUGAGAAUGUUUGGUGGGAGGCUGUUUGCGAGGACGCCCUCUCUCUUAAAAAGGGCGACGGUCCCUUCAACGUCGUCGGCGGCGGAGCCCAGGGCGCCGAGGACAAGGUUAUCCAGCACAACGGUGGCGGCACCGUGACUGUCUCCGACUUUACCGUCUACGACUUUGGCAAGCUGUACCGCUCCUGCGGAAACUGCGACUCCAUGUACGAGCGCCACAUUGUCAUCGAGGGUGUUACCGCUGUCGAUGGCAAGUACCUGGUUGGUAUCAACAGCAACUACGGCGACACUGCCACGAUUGACAGCGCGACUUGCGCUACGGAUGUCAAGACUAUCUGUGCGGAGUACAAGGGGACUGAUGAUAAUGAUGAGGAGCCCGAGGAGAUUGGCGAUGGUCCUAGCGACUACUGCAUCUACUCCGACCCCCUUCCCGAGUGCUAA
This is a messenger RNA of Aspergillus calidoustus, 857 nucleotides long. Lineage: Eukaryota; Fungi; Ascomycota; Eurotiomycetes; Eurotiales; Aspergillaceae. The record is from the annotation of a GenBank genome assembly.